Messenger RNA from Blepharisma stoltei, 618 nucleotides. The record is from the annotation of a GenBank genome assembly. NCBI's taxonomy places the organism in Eukaryota, Ciliophora, Heterotrichea, Heterotrichida, Blepharismidae.
AUGCCCAGGGACAAGACAUCUAAUGAACAUCAAGGAUAUGGCUUCGUAGAAUUCCGCAAUGAAGAAGACGCUGAUUAUGCUAUCAAAAUCAUGCAUAUGAUAAAAUUAUAUGGAAAACCUAUAAAAGCCAAUAAGGCUUCUCAGGACAAAAAAAGCCAAGACAUCGGGGCAAAUAUUUUUGUGGGGAAUUUAGAUGCAGAAGUAGACGAAAAAAAGCUUUUUGAGACUUUUUCAAUAUUUGGGAAUGUGAUUUCAGCGAGGAUUAAUAGAGAUAAUAUGACUGGGACUUCGCAUAGGUAUGGGUUUGUGAGUUUUGAUAAUUUUGAAAGCUCAGAUGGGGCGAUACAGUCUAUGAAUGGACAAUUUUUGUGUAAUAAGCCAAUUACAGUGACUUAUGCUUAUAAGAGAGACUCGAAAAGAGAAAAAUUCGGGUCUAUGGCUGAAAGGAUUUUAGCAGCUAAUCGGCCUUAUAGCAGACCUAUGUGGACUGGAGCUUAUAAAGCUCCACAGGUCCCUCAAAGUUCACAGCCUCCGCCUAUUCCAAGCCAGUCAAGAUCUUUUCCUCCACCCCCGCCUCCUCCGCCUAUACGUCCUUCACUUCCUCCUCCAAUUAAUUAA